AUGUGCGGCGGAGCGGUCAUCGCCGACUUCGUCCCGGCCGGCUCCUCAGCCCAAGACGGCUCCAGCCUCACCGGUGACGAGAAGCUGACGGCCAAGCUACCGGCGCCAGGGCGGAAGACGGCGUACCGCGGGAUCAGGCGCCGGCCGUGGGGCCGCUGGGCGGCGGAGAUCCGGGACCCGAGGAAGGGCGCGCGCGUCUGGCUCGGCACCUACGCCACGGCGGAGGAGGCCGCACGCGCCUACGACGUCGCGGCGCGCGACAUCCGCGGCGCAAAGGCCAAGCUCAACUUCCCGCCCGCAGUGGGCGGCGCCGCGGCAUCGGCCGCAGCCGCUGCGGUGGCGGCCAAGAAGGGACGGAGUGUUGCCGCCGAGGAGAGCUCGGCCUCUUCGUCGCCACUUCCGGCCGCGGCCGGCGCGGAGAGGCUGCGGGAGUGCAUGUCCGGGCUCGAGGCUUUCCUGGGGCUGGAGGACGCCGGCCGGGACGGUGGUGAUGACGACGUGGAGACCUGGGAGGCCGUCGAUCUCAUGUUCGAGUAG
Lolium rigidum is the source of this 537-nucleotide messenger RNA. Its product is annotated as ethylene-responsive transcription factor ERF071-like. Gene Ontology annotation, biological process: ethylene-activated signaling pathway; regulation of DNA-templated transcription. The record is from RefSeq and is a predicted model, not a curated record. Bases 1 to 537 code for a protein of 178 amino acids. The transcript is spliced from 2 exons. Gene Ontology annotation, molecular function: DNA-binding transcription factor activity; DNA binding. Lineage: Eukaryota; Viridiplantae; Streptophyta; Magnoliopsida; Poales; Poaceae.